AUGGCCGAAAAAGCCGGACUAGCCGCGAACAUCGCCGUUCUCAUCAAGCUCUCUGGCGAAGUCACCACUCUAUGCAUUGAGUACUCUGCUGCAGACAAAAAUAACCCCGAAAUCUCCAAGCUACAGUCUCGCGUAGAGGGGCUUGGCACGGCACUCAAAGCCACCCAGAAGUUUGUCGAAAGCCGCGAUGGCCAAAAGCUUACUGUAUCCCAGGAAACCCUGGACGUCAUUGAUAUCUGCAACAAGAAGCUCUCCAGUAUAAAGAAGGCGUUAGAGGAGAACAAGGAAGGAAAUUUGCAUCGGCGAUGGAGUACGCGUACAUUGAAGUGGCCGUGGAAGAGAGCCCAGCUUGACAAAAUCAUCUCACAACUGGAUCGUUACGAGCAGGUCAUUACUCUCGCCUUGGAACCCGAUAAAACCGGAAUACUCGGCAACAUUAUUCGUGGACUCGACAACGUCUCCCACCAGCACCUGGACAUCGCAUCUCGCAUUGGCUGCUUCAGUGUCCCAUUUCUGUCUAACCCGGACUUUAUAAAUCGACCUGAGAUUCUCAAGUGGAUGAAGGAACAGCAUGAUACCCAUGCUGGGCGCAUUGCAUUAAUCGGCAGAGACGGGCUUGGAAAAUCACAGAUGGCACUCCACUUCGCCGAAAAAAUGCACGACAAGGACCACAGAUGUAGCGUCUUUUGGAUAGACGCGAGCUCCAAACCAAUGUUUGAACACUCGUUCCGAUCCCUCGCAGACACGCUCCAACUCCCUGGACGCCACAAUCCCAAAGCCAACUGCCUCGUACUUGUUAGUGACUGGCUCAAUAAGGAAGAAGCUGGGCCAUGGGUUAUGGUCCUGGACAAUGUCGAGGACGGCAUCUUGAAUUCCAAGGAGGAUGACACUCAACUUGCAGCGCUCCUCCCAUGGCGACGCACCGGUUGUCUCAUCGCCACCACGCGCAGCCAAGUUGUUGCCGAGAGCCUCGCUAUACUCCCCAAGGCAAUCUACGAGGUUGACGCAAUGAGCGACGCCCAAGCCAUGCGUCUCUUCCGAGGCAAGAUAAAUCGGUCCAAACUUGAAGACAGCUACGAUGCUAAUUCAGCUCGGAAACUUGUUCGAGCUCUGGAUCACUGCCCACUCGCAAUUUCCAUUGCCGCCGCCUUCAUUGUUCAUCUUGCAUCCGAAAUGACGACUGAGAGCUAUCUGGAUCAAUUCUUGACAGUUGGUCAGCAAAAGGAUAGUCUGUUGAGCAAGCAAGGGGGCCAUCUUGCACUAGACGAGACUGUCCCGGCUCCUGUUGUUGCAGCAUGGGAAAUGUCGUUUAGACGAAUGGAACAGAGAGAGCUAUCUGUGGCGAGGCUACUCUCUUUGAUGAGUAUUUUCAAUCCUCAAGAAAUCCCUACCUUGGGGUUGCAGCGCUACAUGUUCGACGUUGAUUGGAGGGUCAGGCGCCAACUAACCAAAGAUCUGAGGACCCUCUGCGCGUUGGGUCUCGUGUCAGAUUCAGCCUCGGGAGAUACUUAUCAGAUGCACCCUCUGAUCCAAACUUGUACACGCGCUUGGCUGACUCAGUCUGGAAAGAUGGAGUACUGGAAGCGGCGUUUCUUAAGCGACAUGACCGCCCAGUUUCCGAGUGUCCCAGGCGGUGGGAACCGAUCUACUUGCCAAGCACUUCUUCCUCAUGUUGAACGACUGUUUGCUGAGGAACCUGACGACAACAGUCUCAAUGACUGGGUCGUCUUGCUGAGACGCUGCGCAUUGUAUUUCAGAGACACCCAGAGAGGCGAAACAGCAAUCGAGUUGUCUAAAAAGGCACUGGCAAAAGCCGAGGCCGUCUGGGGCAGGGAAGACGUCAAGACCCAAACCUUGAUAGACCACACUGCUCUAUUCUUGGGCCACGAGCGUCGAUUCCAGGAAGAAGAAGCUCUCUUGGCCGAGCUUGUUGAGAUCAGAACUCGGACCCUUGGCGAGGAGCACACCAACACCCUCACCGCGAUGGACCUCCUGGCAGACUCAUACUGCAAGCAGAAGCGUUUCAAAGAAGCGGAGGAACUUUUUCUGUCCGUUAUUGAGAAACAAAAGAGGACUCUGGGAGAGCAUCAUCACGGUACGCUCACCACCAUGAGGCGGCUUGCGGGCCUCUACCGAAAGAACGACAAGAAGGAGGAAGGUCUCAAACUCUUUACUGUACUAGAAAAGGUCAACAGAGAUUCAAAGAAAGACAGCCAAUACGACACAGACGCAGUCAACCUGGCAAUAGCACACAUGGACUUUCAGCAGUACACGGAAGCAGAGGAGUUGUUGAAACCGGCAGUGGAGAGACUAACAAGGACCCGGGGACAUAAUGAAGGAAUUACCCUGUGGGCAACGUCUGUUCUCGCAGGGGUGUAUAAGCGGCAGAAGCGCUACAAGGAGGCGAUUGCUCUCGCGCAGUGGUGUCUUCCCUUGCUGGAACAAGUCUGUGGUCAGGAUCACCAUCGCACGGUGUACACGCGGAGUCUAUUGGCGAGUCUGAGGAAAGCAUAG
Messenger RNA from Fusarium keratoplasticum, 2514 nucleotides. RefSeq names its product NB-ARC domain-containing protein. Bases 1 to 2514 code for a protein of 837 amino acids. The transcript is spliced from 3 exons. Gene Ontology annotation, molecular function: protein binding; ADP binding. The record is from RefSeq and is a predicted model, not a curated record. NCBI's taxonomy places the organism in Eukaryota, Fungi, Ascomycota, Sordariomycetes, Hypocreales, Nectriaceae.